This is a messenger RNA of Ricinus communis (castor bean), 637 nucleotides long. Its product is annotated as 14 kDa proline-rich protein DC2.15-like. Bases 88 to 501 code for a protein of 137 amino acids. Lineage: Eukaryota; Viridiplantae; Streptophyta; Magnoliopsida; Malpighiales; Euphorbiaceae. The transcript has a single exon. The record is from RefSeq and is a predicted model, not a curated record.
UAACCUACUUCACCAUUUUCGUCACCCGCUUGAACAUAUCUCAAAAACUUACCAAGAAACUUUAGUUUCUUUGAUUUUCAUUGAGUUAUGGCUUCAAGAACCCUUGCUUCAACUGCCUUUCUCCUCUCUAUCAACCUUCUUUUCUUCACUUUGGUGAGUUCUACCUAUUGCCCGCCAUCAGCACCGAAAGGGCAUGCACCUCACCCUAUCAAACCAUCACCGGUGCCAUCAUCAAAACCUGCCAAGUGCCCAAGGGACACCUUAAAGCUCGGUGUAUGCGUAGAUUUAUUGAAAGAUUUGUUGAGUGUUACAGUUGGUACCCCACCAAAGACCCCUUGCUGCAGCCUCAUUGCCGAUCUUGUUGAUCUUGAAGCUGCUGUUUGCCUUUGCACCACCAUUAAAGCUAGUCUCUUGGGUAUUAACUUGAGUGUUCCAGUUGACUUGAGCUUGUUGCUUAACUACUGUGGCAAGAAGGUGCCAGAAGGAUUCAAGUGCGCAUAAAUUAAAUGUGCUUGUGUUUGAUUUCUGAUUACUUCAUCAUUUUAUCUUCUCCGUUGUGCUUUUAACUUUUGGGAUGUUUUUAUUGCUUAUGCCAUAUUUUUAAAUCAAUAAAUUCGUAUUGUAUUUUUAUUUUUAA